AUGGGACUAACUAUUGUGAUCAAUAAUAAAUAUCAAAUUAUCGUGGGAAUAGUUGCAGUCACAAAAAUAGUUAUGGGCAUUGGUGAUAAAAACCAAACUAUCACAGAAACAACCAUUGAUACUACUAACCCAAAUAACGAAGGAGACUUUUAUAUUACAGAGGCAGUCACUAAUAUUCAAAAAAAAUUCGCAUGUAGAUUAUGGAGAUAUAUGGAUGCAUACAAUAGAGGGUUAGAGGGUAAAGUUUCCGAGUGGGCUGUAAGUAAAUUUAAAUCACAUAGACAAUUACCAGAAAAUAUUGAAAGAAUAAUAGAAAUUGAAUAUGGAAAAGUGAAGAUGGGGGGAAAUGAACAAAGUAACAAAUAA
This is a messenger RNA of Acaulospora morrowiae, 366 nucleotides long. The record is from the annotation of a GenBank genome assembly. NCBI's taxonomy places the organism in Eukaryota, Fungi, Glomeromycota, Glomeromycetes, Diversisporales, Acaulosporaceae.